UGAGGGGUUUAUUGGAAAAACUAAGAUGAUCGGACUUUUGCCAAAACUACACGGAGGGAUAUUGUAACCGGACAAGAUUAACCCGGAAAUGGUUCAGGGUGAAAAUGUGUACAUCACAAAUCUAAACAACACGAGCUUCACAAUCUACAUAGAUUGUUACAUCGAUUCAUACAUAGAUAUUUACAGAAAUAACUGAAGCUGGAAUACAACGUGGUUCUCUUGUUAAUGCACGGGGGUGUUAUUCCUACACACUAACUGUUAGACAGGGCAGGGUACAGAAAAUAGGAUAAAAUCGAGCCAUAAUGGCACUUAUAAAAAGUGAAGAUUUACCUGGAGCAGUAGAGUCUUUUUCUGAUCCUGAGCAAAGCCAAAUGUCUGGUGCCAGGGCUUUAACUCAGGAGGAACUGCUCAGACUCAGCGGUGACCGAACUGUUGUGUCCGCCUUUAAACAGAUGAAGCUGGAGAAAGAAGCUCAGAAAAACUGGGACCUAUUUUAUAAAAGAAACACCACAAAUUUCUUCAAAGACAGACAUUGGACGACAAGAGAAUUCGAGGAGCUCAAAACACAGAGAGAGUUCGAGUCCCAGAAACUGGUACUGCUGGAGGCUGGCUGUGGUGUAGGAAACUGCAUCUUCCCUCUUCUGGAGGAUGACCCCAAUAUUUUCAUUUACGCCUGUGACUUCUCCCCACGUGCUGUUGAAUUUGUGAAACAAAAUCCUCUGUACUCCUCUGAACGCUGCUGUGCCUUCCAGUGUGAUUUGACUAAAGAUGAUCUGAAGGAUCAUGUGUCGGAGGACAGCGUGGACGUCAUCACUCUCAUUUUUGUUCUAUCUGCCAUCCAUCCUGAUAAGAUGAAGCAGGCGCUGCAUAACAUUAGCACGGUAAGACUGCAUCCAAAUGAACAGGUGCUGAAGCCCGGAGGCAUAGUUCUGUUCAGGGAUUAUGGGCUGUAUGACCAUGCCAUGCUGCGAUUUAAACCAGGAAGCAAGUUGGAUGAGAACUUCUAUGUCCGCCAAGACGGUACCAGGUCCUACUUCUUUUCCAAAGAGUUCCUGGCUGAGCUGUUUGAGACUACAGGCUUCAAGUCCAUCACUAAUGAAUAUGUCCUGAGAGAGACGGUGAACAAGAAGGAGGGGCUGUGUGUUCCCAGGGUUUUCCUGCAGAGCAAAUUCAUGAAGAUCAGCCAAUGAAAAAAAUGUCUGGGGUUCUUUAGAGUUUCUUUUUUCUCUCUCACCCCAAAAAAAACCAUAAUGUAAAUGUGGGGAUAUCUAUGACUUUGAAGUACAAAGAAAACAUGUUUGUCAGAAAAAAGAGCUUAAGGAAGCAGUUUUGUCUGCUGUAAUAUUUACUCUGGUACAUCAUGGGUUUUUACGACAUUCAUUUGAGGUUUGGGCUCUUAACUCAAACAAAAAAAGCAAAAAUGACUCGAAAUGUUUCAAAGUGUCCAAAAAUGAUCAAAAGUCUUUUAAUGAUUUAACAGAAGAAACAACAGAGUAAACUCAUACAUCAUUGAGUGAAUUACUGCCUUAUCAUUAUUAUCAUUACGUUUUUUAUAUUUCUAAUUAAUCCAACAUCUGCCGUCAGGUGUUUAUUUUAUAACUGUUAAACAGUUGACUGCUUCUUGUUUGGUGCUGGAGAGCUUUCCUACUGGUUGUUGAAAAUGUUCACAUGGCUAAAGACAUGAUAAUAAACAGGUUGGAUUUUUUGAUCCUUUCAUGUAUUGUCAUGUUUAAGUAUCUAUGCAUGUCACUUAAAUCAUUCAGAAAUUAAUUAGUAAUUAUUCAUUAUUAAUCAUUCCAGUUUUACACUCUCACAAUUGUCUAGAUUUGAUAACUUCCCCCUUUUAAGAUGAUGGAAUUUAUUCUCACCUAAACAUGAACAUCCUUCCCUUGUUAAACGAAAAUGUAUAAAACCCUGAAA
Messenger RNA from Sphaeramia orbicularis (orbiculate cardinalfish), 1920 nucleotides. RefSeq names its product methyltransferase 6, methylcytidine (gene mettl6). The record is from RefSeq and is a predicted model, not a curated record. The coding region runs from base 303 to 1190 and encodes 295 amino acids. NCBI's taxonomy places the organism in Eukaryota, Metazoa, Chordata, Actinopteri, Kurtiformes, Apogonidae. The transcript has 5 exons.